Messenger RNA from Armigeres subalbatus, 7783 nucleotides. It is a transcript of the gene zip, whose product is annotated as myosin heavy chain, non-muscle. Bases 709 to 6621 code for a protein of 1970 amino acids. Gene Ontology annotation, cellular component: myosin II complex; cytoplasm; myosin filament. Gene Ontology annotation, molecular function: microfilament motor activity; actin filament binding; ATP binding. Lineage: Eukaryota; Metazoa; Arthropoda; Insecta; Diptera; Culicidae. The transcript is spliced from 15 exons. The record is from RefSeq and is a predicted model, not a curated record.
UGAAGUUGCUGCCGUUUUUUACGUUUUCAUCGCGAACCGCUGCUCAUUGUUGGGUUGAUGGUUGUUCAGUUAUAAAAAUCAAUUUUCUCGGUUCGUUGUGUCCUGCAAAAUUUCCCGGACCACAAGAUAACGACAAUCAAAACUUCUAAAUUCAGCAGUCGAUCAGUGUUUUCCCGAUAGAAACAAACGCCUCCGUUUGUGAACUGAAAACUCCUUGGUAAUGCGGAUUUUCCGCUGAAAUUCGCAGAAAGUGAAUCCGCAGCGAAGGAAAAUCGAAAAGAAAACGGCAACGAACUAACAGUGGUAGAGGAAAUAAGAGUUCUAGUGGAAUAACAAAAACCUAAAGUGCGCGAGAAACAUCCGAUCAAAGAAGAGAGCAGUGAAAACCCUCCGCCCGCAGAGGGAGAAGUCAUCAGCCAUCAGUGACUUGUUUUCGUGCCGCUGGUCCCGAUACGUGCGCGGAAAGUGAGUGUUUUGGAGAAGAAUCGUAGAAAUCCGUAGCUCGCCGCCGAAGAAGACGACGACGACGCAAGCACAACUUUUCUGGAUUUAAGUUUUCGUUGUUGUCGCUGUUGUUGUUACUGUUGUAUUGGCCGUUGUUGCCACUAUCGUCGUUUGUUUGAAACUACGGUCCACUCGUCAAGGAUCGUCUCCAACGUCAUCAUCGUCAUCAUUAUUUCCGCCAACAGCCAAACCACCGAUUGAAAGAUGGCAGAUGAUCUGCGAGAUCGCAACGACCCGGAGCUUAAGUAUCUCUCCGUGGAGCGAAAUUCCUUCAACGAUCCGGCCACACAGGCCGAAUGGACACAGAAGCGGCUAGUUUGGGUGCCGCACGAAUCACAGGGAUUCGUCGCGGCCAGCAUCAAAGGUGAACGUGGCGAUGAGGUCGAGGUGGAGCUUGCCGAAACCGGCAAACGCGUCCUUGUGCUCAAGGACGACAUCCAGAAGAUGAACCCGCCCAAAUUCGACAAGGUCGAGGAUAUGGCCGAACUCACCUGCCUGAACGAAGCGUCCGUGCUGCACAACAUCAAGGAUCGAUACUACUCCGGGCUGAUCUAUACAUACUCGGGCCUUUUCUGCGUGGUGGUCAAUCCGUACAAAAAGCUACCCAUCUACACCGAGAAGAUCAUGGAGAAGUAUAAAGGCAUCAAACGGCACGAAGUACCGCCACACGUAUUCGCCAUCACAGACACCGCAUACAGAUCGAUGCUGCAAGAUCGAGAAGAUCAGUCCAUCCUGUGUACCGGCGAGUCGGGUGCCGGUAAAACUGAAAACACAAAGAAAGUGAUACAGUAUUUAGCUUAUGUGGCAGCCUCCAAACCCAAGGGAUCCGUCGCGCAGCCAUCGCCAGCACUUAUUAUUGGUGGUCACUCAUCAAGCCUAUCGGGAGAACUAGAACAGCAACUCCUACAAGCCAAUCCUAUAUUGGAAGCCUUCGGUAAUGCCAAAACCGUGAAAAACGACAACUCGUCACGAUUCGGAAAAUUCAUCCGGAUAAACUUUGAUGCCUCCGGGUACAUCUCCGGUGCCAACAUCGAGACGUACUUGCUCGAGAAGUCCCGUGCCAUUCGCCAAGCGAAAGAUGAACGUACAUUCCACAUUUUCUACCAGCUGCUGGCCGGAGCGUCGCCCGAACAGCGCGACAAGUUCAUCCUGGAUGACAUCAAAACCUACCCGUUCCUGUCGAAUGGAAGCCUACCGGUACCCGGCGUCGAUGACCACAUAGAGUUCCAGGCCACGGUCAAGAGCAUGAACAUCAUGGGCAUGACCGAGGAAGACUUCAACUCGAUAUUCCGCAUCGUCAGUGCGGUGCUGCUGUUCGGUUCGAUGAAGUUCAAACAGGAACGCAGCUCCGAUCAGGCCACCCUGCCGGACAACACGGUCGCACAAAAGAUCGCCCACCUGUUGGGUCUGAGCGUCACGGACAUGACCAAGGCUUUCCUGACGCCCCGGAUCAAGGUUGGCAGGGAUUUCGUCACCAAGGCACAAACCAAGGAGCAGGUCGAGUUCGCCGUGGAAGCCAUUGCGAAGGCGUGCUACGAAAAAAUGUUCAAGUGGCUGGUCAACCGAAUCAACCGAUCACUGGAUCGAACCAAGCGCCAAGGUGCCUCGUUCAUCGGUAUUCUGGAUAUGGCCGGUUUCGAAAUCUUCGACUUGAACUCAUUCGAACAGCUGUGUAUUAAUUACACGAACGAAAAGCUGCAGCAACUGUUCAACCAUACAAUGUUUAUCCUAGAGCAGGAGGAAUAUCAACGUGAAGGUAUCGAAUGGAAAUUCAUCGAUUUCGGACUGGAUCUGCAACCAACGAUAGACUUGAUCGACAAGCCGGGCGGUAUCAUGGCUCUGUUGGAUGAAGAGUGCUGGUUCCCGAAAGCUACAGACAAGACUUUUGUAGAAAAACUGGCCACCGCCCACACAAUGCAUCCUAAAUUUAUGAAAACCGAUUUCCGCGGUGUGGCCGAUUUCGCCGUCGUGCAUUACGCCGGAAAAGUCGACUAUUCCGCCACCAAGUGGUUGAUGAAGAACAUGGAUCCUCUUAACGAGAACAUUGUUUCUCUACUGCAAGGCUCACAGGAUCCGUUCGUGGUCCAGAUCUGGAAGGAUGCCGAAAUUGUCGGAAUGGCCCAGCAGGCUCUUACCGACACCCAGUUCGGAGCCCGUACUCGCAAAGGUAUGUUCCGCACAGUGUCCCAUCUGUACAAGGAACAGCUGGCCAAGUUGAUGGACACGCUUCGCAACACCAACCCGAACUUUGUCCGUUGUAUCAUUCCGAAUCACGAGAAACGUGCUGGCAAAAUCGACGCUCCUCUAGUACUGGAUCAGUUACGGUGCAAUGGUGUCCUGGAAGGUAUCCGUAUUUGUCGUCAAGGUUUUCCGAAUCGCAUUCCGUUCCAAGAGUUCCGGCAGCGGUACGAACUUCUCACGCCAAACGUUAUCCCGAAAGGUUUUAUGGACGGUAAGAGGGCUUGCGAGCAGAUGAUCAAAGCCCUCGAGCUGGACAAUAAUCUUUAUCGCAUCGGCCAAUCUAAAAUCUUCUUCCGAGCGGGAGUACUGGCACAUCUGGAGGAAGAACGUGAUUACAAGAUCACCGAUUUGAUUGUCAACUUCCAGGCAUACUGCCGCGGAUUCCUGGCUCGUCGCAAUUAUCAGAAGCGAUUGCAGCAACUCAAUGCCAUACGAAUUAUUCAGCGAAACUGCGCUGCCUACCUCAAACUACGCAACUGGCAAUGGUGGCGAUUGUACACCAAGGUGAAACCACUUUUGGAAGUUACCAAGCAGGAGGAAAAGUUGGUUCAAAAGGAAGAUGAACUUCGACAAAUUCGAGACAAACUGGAUAAUCUGUCCAGGAACUCACAGGAAUAUGAAAAGAAGUUCCAGCAAGCGAUAGAAGAGAAGACCCACUUGGCGGAGCAGUUACAAGCUGAGAUUGAGUUGUGCGCCGAAGCAGAAGAGGGACGUGCUCGGUUAGCGGCUCGCAAGCAAGAGUUGGAAGAGUUGAUGCAAGAUUUGGAAGCUCGCAUCGAAGAGGAGGAAGAACGUGUUAACGCCUUGUCGAGUGAAAAGAAGAAACUUCAGAUCAACAUCCAGGAUCUAGAAGAGCAGCUGGAGGAGGAGGAAGCUGCUCGUCAGAAACUGCAGCUUGAGAAAGUUCAGUUGGAUGCAAAAUUGAAGAAAAUGGAAGAAGAUGUGGCCUUAACAGACGAUCAGAACACAAAGCUUCAAAAGGAGAAAAAGAUUCUCGAAGAACGUGCCAACGAUUUGUCUCAGACGCUUGCUGAGGAGGAAGAAAAAGCCAAACAUCUGGCGAAACUGAAGGCGAAGCACGAAUCGACGAUUGCUGAACUGGAGGAACGUUUGCUAAAAGAUCAUCAACACCGCCAGGAAUCGGAUCGUUCCAAGCGGAAGGUUGAAACCGAAGUGGCGGACCUGAAGGAACAGAUCAAUGAACGUCGCGUACAAAUCGAGGAGAUGCAACAGCAGUUGGUCAAGCGUGAAGAGGAGCUCGCUCAGACACUGGUGAGGAUUGAUGAGGAGUCGGCCUCAAAGGCAGCUGCCCAGAAAGCCCAGCGUGAACUGGAAUCACAGCUGGCUGAAAUCCAGGAAGAUUUGGAAGCGGAAAAGCUAGCUCGAUCCAAGGCGGAAAAGCAGAAGCGUGAUCUGAACGAGGAACUCGAAGCCUUGAAGAACGAACUGCUGGACUCGCUGGAUACCACUGCUGCUCAACAGGAACUGCGCUCCAAGCGUGAACAGGAGGUGGCCACUUUGAAGAAAACGUUGGAAGAUGAAGCCGCCAACCACGAGGGUCAUGUAUCUGAUAUGCGACACAAGCAUGCCCAGGAGAUCUCCUCCAUCAACGAGCAGCUGGAAAGUCUCAAAAAGGUCAAGGGCGGCUUGGAGAAGGCCAAACAAACACUGGAAGCGGAGAAUGCUGAUCUGGCAACGGAACUGCGUAACGUCAAUCAAUCUCGCCAGGAAAACGAUCGCCGUCGCAAACAGGCUGAAACACAAAUUGCCGAAUUGCAGGUUAAACUAGCCGAAGUUGAGCGAACCCGCAUGGAACUGCAGGAUAAGGUGACAAAACUACAGCAGGAAUCAGAGAACAUCACCCAACAAUUGGACGAGGCCGAAUUGAAGGCCUCGGCAGCGAUCAAAAGUGCCAGCAACAUGGAGAGUCAGCUAACGGAGGCGCAACAAAUCCUCGAAGAAGAGACACGCCAAAAGUUGGCGCUGAGUUCGAAGUUGCGACAACUGGAAAGCGAAAAGGAAGCCCUCCAGGAGCAGCUCGAAGAGGAUGAGGAAGCCAAGAAGAACUAUGAGAAGAAGUUGGCUGAGCUGAAUUUCACCAUCCAGGAGAUGAAGAAACGUUCCGAAGAGGACUCCGACCUUGCCAAGGAGCUCGAGGAAGCUAAGAAAAAAAUGAACAAAGAUAUCGAGGUACUGCAAAGGCAAAUCCUGGAACUGCAAGCCACCAACGAUAGACUGGAUAAGAGCAAAAAGAAAAUCCAAUCGGAGUUGGAGGAUGCCACUAUCGAGUUGGAGACGCAGCGCACUAAGGUGCUAGACCUGGAGAAGAAGCAAAAGAAUUUCGACAAAGUCCUCGCCGAAGAGAAGGCCGUUAGUGAGCAGCAUGCCCAAGAGCGGGACGCCGCUGAAAGAGAAGCUCGUGAAAAGGAAACCAAGGUGUUGUCUUUGACAAGGGAAUUGGAUGAAGCGUACGAGAAAAUCGAUGACCUGGAGACCAAACGCAAGGCACUACAAAACGAACUGGACGAGUUGGCUAAUACACAGGGAACAGCUGACAAGAACGUGCACGAGUUGGAGAAGGCCAAACGAGCGCUUGAGAGUCAACUGGCGGAAUUGAAGGCACAGAACGAAGAACUCGAAGAUGACCUGCAACUCACGGAGGAUGCCAAGCUGCGAUUGGAAGUCAACAUGCAAGCUUUGCGGGCGCAGUUCGAACGGGAUGUGCAAGCCAAGGAGGAGCAAUCUGAAGAGAAGCGGCGUGGUCUGGUUAAGGCACUUCGCGACUUAGAAGCCGAACUGGAUGAAGAACGAAAACAGCGGGCGGCUGCCGUGGCAGCUAAAAAGAAACUCGAAGGUGACUUGAAGGAUAUUGAGGCCACCCUAGAGAUGAACAACAAGGUCAAGGAAGAUGCUCUCAAACAAGCGAAGAAAUUGCAAGCUCAGGUUAAGGAUGCUAUCCGGGACGCCGAGGAAGCUAAGGCCGCUAAGGAGGAGUUAGCAGCCGUUAGUAAGGAAGCCGAGCGAAAGGCGAAGGCGCUAGAAGCCGAAGUAAUGCAGCUUUCGGAAGACUUUGCCAGUUCAGAACGAGCAAGAAGGGCGGCCGAAGCCGAAAGAGAUGAACUACUGGAAGAGAUCAACUCCAACUCCAACAAGGGCUCCCUGAUGAUCGACGAGAAGCGACGGUUAGAAGCACGAAUUGCUGCUCUGGAAGAAGAACUGGAGGAGGAACAAUCCAACGCUGAACUGUUGGUCGACCGCAACCGUAAGGCACAGAUUACCAUCGAACAACUCACCACCGAGCUGGCGGCGGAGAAGUCCAACUCGCAGAAGUUCGAAAACGUCAAGACUGGCCUGGAGCGACAGAACAAGGAACUGAAGGCCAAGCUAUCCGAACUGGAAACCGCCCAACGCACCAAGGUGAAAGCUGCCAUGGCCAGUCUGGAGGCCAAGAUUGCCAACCUCGAGGAGCAGCUAGAGAACGAAACCAAGGAACGGCUCGGUGGGCAGAAGGCGAACCGCAAGCUGGAGAAGAAGAUCAAGGAGCUGACGAUGAACAUCGAAGACGAAAGGCGACAUGCCGACCAGUACAAGGAACAGAUCGAGAAGAUGAACAAUCGUAUGAAGAUCCUGAAGCGAAAUCUCGACGAAGCGGAAGAAGAAAUCCAGAAGGAGAAGACACAGAAACGCAAGGCCCAGCGAGAGUACGAGGACAUGCUUGAGAGUCAUGAAGCGCUCACGAGAGAGGUGAACUCGCUGAAAACUAAGCUGAGACGUGGUGGCCUUGGAGUGAGUUCGUCCCGGCUCACGACACCGAAACGCGAGAACGAUUCCAUGGUUCAGGAUGAGUCGCUCGACGGCGAGGACAACAGCAACUGACGACUGCCGAGUACGUCUUCCAAGUAUCUUUCCAACUUUUACUAACCCAUGGGAGGGAGGGAAAAGCGGGGGGAGUCUGAUGGAUAGAGCAGCAGGAAACAGCAGAACCGAGAUUGGGAGCGAAUGAGAGCGCGUGUCGAUUUUUUUUACUACCUGUGGAAAUAAAAUUGCGAAUGUGCGACGGUUUAGCGAUGCAAACACCCAUCAUUCUUUGUUGUAUUAAAUAUUUGGAUAAAAUCUUACCGUGAUGGGCCAUUGUCUGUAUGGCCUAACUUUUGCAUGUAUUUAGGAGAAAGUUUAUCGAAAUAGCAACCAACGGGGAAUCGAUCCAGAUACCCGUCCGGUGAGAAGAGUAGAGGUGAUGCAGAUAAAUGAAAACGUAUUUAGCGAAUAAGUAAUCAACAUUUUCCUAAAUCAAAACCAGCAAACGAGUAAGAAUGCAACUUAGAGAACUUCAUAAAAAUACCAUUUCAUAAAACCUACCAUUAGAGCGACAAUGUAUUACGAUCGGAAAAGGAAAAUCAAUCAUUUUAGACAGAAAAUAUUAACACAAAUAGCGAGCAGCAUAAUGGAAACGAAUGAUGGGAUACAUUUUUACACAAAAUCAGUAUGUUUUAUGCUUUCAUAAAAAACGGGGAGAAAAAAGAGAAACGAAUCAACAUUAACAAUUGAACCGAUGAGCAUUUAAAAAAAACACGUUUAUAUAUGUUACGAAAAUUUAUUGUUUUUAAUUAUUAUUAUUAAAAUAAUUAAUGCCUUUUUUCAUUGCUAUUAUUUGUCGUCGUCAUUAAGUUUCCCGCAAGAUAUUUCCUCUGUUUCUAAACCUUUUUUUUUCAUUUGCUAGCAUGGACAAGAUUUACUUAUUAUUGAAACGCAACGCAACAUACAAACACACAGAUACGGCCAGGCACGACAUAAUUCCAUUUUCUGUAGCACACAAAAACUUGGUCUGUUUUUAAAAAGGAUAUGAAUUACGGUAAAUACACAUUACAAGUCGUAAUUCACGCAGGAAAAAAAAGUUUCAAAAAAUCAACAGAUAGAAACACACUGUAUCUGCCUAAGCAAUGAUCGCUUUUUAUAUUAAUUAACAAGAAACGUCUCUAGUUGAAACAGAAAAAAAAAUCCGUUAAAUAAUAAUAAUAAAAAAAAUAUUGCUAUUGAA